AUGGCGGGAGCUCCUCCGAACUACAUCGACCACAUCGUGCGCUUUCCGGAUGAAUGCUCGCUAGCACGCGUCUACCAGUCAUCCUACGCGACUAGUGUCAAGAAACCACCUCCAGUUUCUGUGCGCAAAAGCGAGCUUGGUCGAAUCAAGGACGCACACCCAAAUGGCAAAGAUUUCCGUGUCGAACUCUACACCCGUGCAGACAAACCCAUCGUCCAGGCCUCGCAAUCAGACAUGGAAAAACCCUCUGACACUAAAUAUGGAGAUGGGUGGACAUACGAGUAUAAGCUGGAGCACGUUGCCAACAUAAGCAGUCUUGGACCCAAACCCAAAGCGGAGUCUCAGGGCAUCGUCAAGCAUGUCGAGGCCAUUAUGAGUGGAUGGUCCAAGAACAGCGGUCAGAUACCGGCCUUCGAACACUACGAGGGUCUUCUCGGCACCCCACAGAAGAAUAGGGCUGCUGCGGAGCAUUUUGGCCAGGCCAUGAAAGCUGCAUCCCAGAAGUUGUACGAUCUGCUCGACACUCCCGACUUCACGAUCUGGAAUGUUCUACAGGCUGCUACUACGGUCGCAAGGAAGAGAGACGGUGUUACUACUCAUGUUGAUACCACUGAACACGGUGGGAUCUAUCUCUUCGUCUACUGGGACUUCUCCGAUGAGGCCGAAUACCAGGGCGUUUGGAUCUAUGUCGGCCAAUCUACUAACGUGUCUGUACGAGUUGGAAAUCACAUUUACGCUGCUAAGUCUAACGAGGGAUCAUACAAGAAGACGUACAACACAGACCACUACAAGUGCCAUCGGGCGGCAGGUCGAUGGAAGUGCGUACGUAUCUGUACGCAAAAGAACGGCCAGGAAGGUGGUACACAGGAUACGGCCAAAUUAUACCGCAACCUCUAUGAGAAUGUCUCAUUCCUACUAUUCCGGAGCUACCAUUCAAAAGUGAUAGACGUUACACUCGCUGCAGGACGAGCAGAACUGCGAGGCGCCUCGGAAGCCGUCUUAAAGAUGUAUACGCACGUUGAGCUUGGUCUGUUCCAUAGCGGUGUUAUGGAUCUGGCGGCCCGUACAACCCAGUACGCAGACCCAAAGACUCGGGCGAACUUUGGUGUCUCCUUCGGCCUCAACAUCUCAAGUCCUUUCGGAGAGGACACCUUUGGCUGGACACAGAAGAUCUACACCCUACAGCGCAUGCCCGAACAGCAUAUGAUAGCAUUCCACAGACCUGGCAUUGUAGUUUUCAAAGCCAGCAUGCAGCUCCUGGAAACUUUUGACGACAGGAUCGACCUUACCAAAAAGGGACUACAAGUCUACAUGCCAGCCGAUGGACCUAGUCCAGAUGUCUGUCCGGGAAAUGGCGAUGAAGUCUUCGGUUCUUGGGAGGUCAUGGACCAAGGGAGAUCUCAUCCUUGCCCAUAUUUCCCGGUCGGUAGCUUCAGUGGUUGGAGCAAUCAUGCAGAGGUGCUACGUAUCGGACUACGCAUAAUCUGGAAAUCGAGGCAGACGAAUGUGUGGCGAUCCCGGUAUCUUAGGAGGGCAUUAAUGACUAUUUACUGGGACGAGGAUAAGCCAGGAACUGAGAAUUUAUACUGCCAGGGCACUGCAUUGCUCGCAUACUUGCUAAGGAAUAAAUGGCCGCAGAAGCAAUCAUUUGUUCCCGCAUACGGCACCGCCCAGGUCGUAGAAAUCAAGUACAACCCCUUCCUCCAGGUGGCUACCUGUUCACCCGUGCUCGAGCCCAUCGAGGCUCUUCAAGGCCCAUUCUGGAGAGAACAGCUCGUAAUGCAAGCGCUCGCACGGGUGUGUGAGAGGGACAAUCAAGGCAACGAAGUCCCAAAUUCAGCCAAGCUUACCCAUAUCGGCGAGUAUGUGGACAACAAGAUGAAAGACGAGCUACCCACGGAGCAGACGAAGAGAGAGUACAACGAGUGGUUCAAUAGCGAUAAGAAGCCGGAGGACAGAAUACCGAGACACAGAGUGGGCCACGCACAGGGUACCGACGACCGUUUGAGACAGCUGACCUCCGGCAGAAAGAGCUGCGACCGAUGUGCCAUUAAGAAUUACGUCGAAAAAGGAGGAUCGCGAGUACGAAUGCCCGACGUUGCUGUUAGACGAUGCAAAUGUGAGAAGAUUACAAUACGUAAGGCCGACGGCUCAGGAAACUGGUCGCUUUGCAAGGACUGCUUUGUACAAGGCUUGCCAUGCACAUGGACAUACUUCCGUGAUAUUUUCGGGCCAAGGUACUUCGAAACUCCACGCCCUGUCGGCCAGUUUUUUGGCAAGUUGAUCGACAUUUUCUUCCGGCAGCGUGAGAGCAAGAGUGCCAAAUUCCUGACGGCGCAGGUCAUUCCGGAUCCUGGCUACAUGGUCAUCAAGGGUGGCUUGAAAGCGGAGGAUGAGGAUGUCCCGGAUGAGGACGUUCAGGGUGAGGAAGACCAGGGGGAGUGA
This is a messenger RNA of Recurvomyces mirabilis, 2445 nucleotides long. RefSeq lists its product as uncharacterized. NCBI's taxonomy places the organism in Eukaryota, Fungi, Ascomycota, Dothideomycetes, Mycosphaerellales, Teratosphaeriaceae. The record is from RefSeq and is a predicted model, not a curated record. Bases 1 to 2445 code for a protein of 814 amino acids. The transcript has a single exon.